Girardinichthys multiradiatus is the source of this 1383-nucleotide messenger RNA. It is a transcript of the gene tmem106a, whose product is annotated as transmembrane protein 106A. Bases 331 to 1062 code for a protein of 243 amino acids. Lineage: Eukaryota; Metazoa; Chordata; Actinopteri; Cyprinodontiformes; Goodeidae. The transcript has 8 exons. The record is from RefSeq and is a predicted model, not a curated record.
UAGACUGCAAAGGUAAAAUUGCCCAGUCUAUCAUGCUCAGUUGAGCAACACAUCUCAUAACCAGUCAAUAAACCUGCUUUCCACACAAGGAAGAAAAGUCGAUCACAAAUCAACCCCAUGUGAUCCUAGGCUACAGGAACUGACCCGUCAACGAAGAGUAGCAGGAAGUUAUUCGUCCUCGCUUGUUUCUGGUGUGUUUACACCGCAAAGAAUAGAAAAACUGCGUCUUCAACGCGGCUUUUUAAAGAGAAAUAAUACAACACACAUUUUACAUGCUCACUCUGGAUACCUGGAAGUAAAAGCAACGGCCAAGUUGUGAAGUAAAGGGUCAUGGCACCAACGGGGCACAGCAACAGGACAGGAGUGGAUCCCGAGGUAACAAAAGCAACGGAUAAGGUGAAAAUACCGAAGACGCUUCCUCAAUAUGGCAGCAUUAAUGGAAGCUCCCCAAGUGACAGCUGCCCAACGUGUCAAGGCACUGGACGAAUUCCCAGAGACCAGCAAGAUCAACUCCUCGCUGUAAUACCAUGCAAUGACGUGCGGCUACAACCCAGACGCACGAAGCUGUAUGUCUGCAUCUCCAUGGUUAUAUGUCUUCUUCUUUGCUGCUUGAUCCUAUUUUUCUUCUUCCCUCGGAGCGUCACACUCACACCCGUGUCCGUGCUGUCAGUCAUGGUCUACUUCACCCCGAACUCUGUGGACAUGCAGGUCAAAAAUCUCAUCAACAUCACCAACGAGAACUUUGUUCCGGUUCAAAUUGCUGACUUUACCAUGCAGGGUCUGGUUGAUGAAACAGUGGUGGGUCAUACCAAAAUAUCCAACAUGACGGCCAUACCGUCUCGAUCGAGAAAAUCGUAUACCGUUCAAAUCGACCUGCCGCUCGAAGACAAAGGCUUAAACAAUUACUGCAAGUCAACUACCAUCAAGAUUCACACAUUGUUCCUGAAGCUGCAAAUAACCAUGAAUAUUUCCUACCUGUCUCACGUGGAGCAGCUCUCACAGGAUGUUUUUGAGUACAUUGACUGCGGGAGUAAUUCAACUACACCCCAUCCUGUGAGAUGAUGAAACCUAAACUAUAAACACCAACAAUGGCAUUCUACUUCUAUUUUUAAUGUGUGAUUGAGUACUGUUAAAAUGACAUAUAUGAUUAAUUCCAGUAUUUUAACAGUCCAAAGGCUUUUAAUCAGUCACUACCAUCUUACGCACAUUGAUGUUUUAAAUAUAACUGUAGAUUUUAUCACAGAUGACUUUAGCUCUGUUCUCUGUUUAAAGCUGUAUGCAUUGUACUGUUUUUUAUGUUUUAAAAAUCUUACUUUUUUGUAUGACAGAGUUGACCUCUGUAAAUUCUGAUUUUAUUUGCACUUUAAUAAACAGUGACGUUCA